AUGGCUUACCCCAACGAACCUAUUGCUGUCAUCGGUAGUGGCUGCCGCUUCCCCGGUGGUUCCUCCUCGCCAUCGAAACUCUGGGACUUGAUGAAAUCGCCGCGGGACGUCGCUAGCAAGAUCGACCGUUUCAGUGCCGAGGGUUUCUACCACAAGGAUGGCAGCCACCAUGGCACUAGCAACGUGCUGCACUCUUACCAAAUUGAGGAGGACACCCGCGAAUUCGAUGCCCAGUUCUUCUCCAUCCCUGGUUCCGAGGCCGAGGGCAUCGACCCGCAACAACGAAUUCUGAUGGAGGUGGUCUAUGAGGCUCUGGAAGCCUCGGGCCACAAGAUCGAAGAGCUGUCUGGCUCCGCAACCGGCAUGUACGUCGGUGUGAUGUGUAACGACUAUGCGCAUAUUACCUACCACGAUCUCGAAUCUAUCCCCAAGUACGCCGCGACGGGAACUGCUUCGUCCAUUCUUUCUAACCGAAUCUCUUACUUCUUCAACUGGAAUGGUCCCUCCAUGACCAUUGACACCGCUUGCUCCUCCAGCCUUAUCGCGACACACCAAGCAGUGGAGCUGCUUAGAAAGGGUGAAUCUAACCUGGCUGUCGCUGCUGGAGCUAAUUUAAUUUUUGGACCCACCAACUUUGUGGCCGAGAGCAAUGUUAACAUGCUUUCCCCCACUGGCCGCAGCCGCAUGUGGGACAACAAGGCUGAUGGAUACGCGCGUGGUGAAGGUGUCGCCGCCGUCAUUCUGAAGCGUCUGAGUGACGCCAUUCGGGACGGCGACACCAUUGACUGUGUUAUUCGCGAGACCGGUGUGAACCAGGAUGGCCGGACCACUGGUAUCACUAUGCCCAGCAGCGUCGCCCAGGCCGAGCUGAUCCGUCAGACAUACGCCCGGGCUGGUCUCAACCCUCACACUGACCGCUGCCAGUACUUCGAGGCCCAUGGUACAGGUACCAAGGCUGGUGAUCCUCAGGAGGCUGGUGCGAUCUACCGCGCUUUCUUUGAAGGCAACGAAAACACCGACUCUGACGACAAGCUGUACGUUGGAUCCAUUAAGACCAUCAUUGGACACACUGAGGGAACUGCUGGUAUUGCGGGCUUGCUUCGAGCCUCGCUCGCUAUGAAGCAUGGCUUCAUUCCUCCCAACAUGCUUUUCGAGGAACUCAACCCUGAUAUUGAGCCUUACUACGGCCGUCUUGAAAUUCUCAAGGCUGCUAAGCCCUGGCCCAAGCUCCCUGCUGGUGUUCCUCGUCGUGCCAGUGUCAACAGCUUUGGAUUCGGUGGUGCUAAUGCCCACGCCAUUAUCGAGUCUUACGAACCCGAGAUUCACAUCCAAGCUGUCACUCGCAGCUCUAUCGCGGCAGUACCUUUCAUGUUCUCGGCCAACUCGGAGAAGUCCUUGGUCAGCCAGAUUGAGACCUUCCUGUCUUACUCCGAGGACAUUGAUGAGGAGAGCAUCAACAUUCGCGAUCUUGCCUGGACUCUUUCGCGCCGAUCUGCCUUCCCCAUGCGCGCGCCCUUCUCGGCUCUCACCCUGGAGACCUUGCGCAGCAAGCUGACUGCCGCCCUCGAAGCCAAGAAGAGCGACGGAACCGCUCUUGGUGUGCGUCCUGCUCAUAAGACCAACACCAUCCUGGGUGUCUUCACCGGUCAGGGUGCCCAGUGGCCCCGUAUGGGUUACCACCUUGUCGAGGCUUCUCCAUUCGCCGCCUCCCUGAUGAACUCUCUGGAUGCCUCUCUUCAGUCCCUCCCUGAGCAGGAUCGUCCCAGCUGGUCUCUGCGGGAUGAGCUUGCCAAGUCUGCCGAUGGCUCCCAUGUCAUGGAGGGAACUUAUUCCCAGCCCCUGUGUGCCGCCGUGCAGAUCAUCCUCGUUGAGCUGCUCAAGCAGGCCGGCAUCACAUUCGAUGUUGUUGUCGGUCACUCCAGUGGAGAGAUUGGUGCUGCCUUUGCCGCCGGCUUCUUGAGUGCCCAGGAUGCCAUCCGCAUUGCCUACUACCGUGGUCUCUUCGGUAAGCUCGCUGCUGCCCCCAACGGAUCGGCCGGUACGAUGUUGGCUGUUGGUACGUCCAUGGAGGAUGCCAAUGAGCUUUGCAAGCUCUCGACAAUGAAACGAUUCGGACAGUUCAACGUGGCCGCUAGCAACUCUUCAUCCAGUGUUACCAUGUCCGGUGAUCUUGCCGCCAUCGAACGGGCCAAGUUCAUCUUUGAGGACGAGAGCAAGUUUGUUCGCUCGCUCAAGGUCGACACCGCCUACCACUCUCACCACAUGCAGCCCUGCUCUGACCCAUACAUGGACGCCAUGGCCCGCGUCAAGGUCGCCAUCCAGGAGCCCAACCCCAACUGCAAGUGGUACUCCUCGGUACUUGGCGGUGACCUGGUCACCAGUGACAUGAACGAGCAGCUCGCCGGCUCCUACUGGAAGGACAACCUGUUGCAGCCUGUUCUGUUCUCUCAGGCUCUUGAGAGCGCCCUGGAGAAGAACGGUGCGCCCGCUCUGGCCCUUGAGGUUGGCCCUCACCCUGCCUUGAAGGGUCCGGCCAGUAUGGUGAUUGAAGAGGCCUUGGGUACUACCAUUCCCUACUCUGGCGUGCUCGGCCGCAAGUCAAACGAUGUCGAGGCCUUCACUGACGCCAUCGGAGCUGUCUGGGCUAAUGUAGGUGGCGCUAACGUGUCCUUCGGAUCCCUCGACGCCGCUUUUGCAACCAAGGAAUCUGCCGAUAAGCCUGAAUUCUUGCGCACCAUGCCAGGCUACACCUGGGAUCACAGCCAGACCUUCUGGGCCGAGUCCCGUGUCUCGAAGGCGAUGCGUAUGCGCCAGCACGGUCACCACGAGCUGUUGGGUGUUCGCAUGGACAGCGGCGAAAACGAGUUGCGCUGGCGCAACUUCCUUAAGCCAACUGAAAUCACUUGGGCCCGUGGUCACUCUAUCCAGGGACAGACCAUCUUCCCCGGUGCUGGCUUUGCCUCCAUGGCCAUUGAGGCAGCUAAGGCGUACGUGGAUGAUCUCGGUGAGACCAUGGACCUUGUGGAGCUUGAGAAUCUGCGAAUUCACUGGGCUUUGAGUUUCUUGGAUGAGACCAUCGGUUCCGAGGUUACUGUGACCAUUUGCAACAUCCAGCGGGAUGAGUCUGCUGAUAUGAUUGAGUGUGACUUCGUGUGCAGUGCUUGCCCUACCAAGGACGCAGCUUUAACCACCAUCUCUACUGCCCAUCUCAAGCUCACUCUUGGAUACGGCUCUGCUGAGACUCUCCCUUCGCGUCCUGCAGCAAAUGAGGCCGACAAGAUGACUGAGCUUGAUGCUGAUGUUUUCUAUGACUCUCUGGCCAAGCUGGGCUACAACUAUGCCGACAUGUUCAAGACUAUCACUAGCUUGAACCGCAGGAAGCUGGCUUCCACCGGUGUCAUCCACACCGCCACUGAGGAGGACUACGACACCAGCCUAAUUGUCCACCCGGCUCCUCUCGAUGUCGCUUUCCAGGGCCUGUUUGCCGCCAUUGGCUCUCCCGGUGACGGUCAGCUCUGGACUUUGAUGGUUCCCACCAUCAUUCACUCCAUCAAGGUCAAUCCCUUCACCUGCAACCAGACUGGCUGCCUCAACAGGAAUUUGUCUUUCGAAGCCAAUGUGCAGGUUGAACGUUCAAACCAGCAGGUUGGUGGUGACAUCGAUGUGUAUGAUGAUGCCGGCAACGCAAUGAUCCAGAUUGAAGGCUUGCAGGUCACUCCUGUCACUCAGAUCACUGCUCGUGAUGAUGCCCAGAAGUUCUCUGACACUACCUGGGGCGAUGACAAGGCCGAUGCAGCCCGCGCUUACACCGAGUUCUGGAACUCGGAGUCCGAGAAGACCCGCUGGGAGGAGUCCUACUUCGUUGAGCGCACCUGCUUCUACUACAUGAAGCAGCUGCACGAUGCCAUCAAGCCUGAAGAGAUCGAGGGUCUGGAGGUGCAGGCCAAGAAGUAUCUCACCUGGGUCGCUUCUGUGAUCGAGAAAGUGGAGGCUGGAUCGCACCCUACCAUCAAAAAGGAGUGGCUGAAUGACACUUUCGAGAAGCUCGAGGGUCCCAUGUCUGAGUUAGCCCAGGAGCACGAGGAAUUGCACCACCUGAUGACCCUUGGAGACCAGCUCAUUCCCUUCAUUCGUGGGGAGGUCUCUCUUGUGGAACUUUUCGAUGAUUUCGAAGUCAUUGACCGCAUCUACCAGACCGGAUACGGAAUGCCCCAGUUCCACAGCUUCUUUGGUGACUUGGUUGAGCAGCUCACCUUCAAGGCCCGUCAAAUGGAUAUCCUUGAGGUCGGUGCUGGCUCCGGAUCCGCCACUGAAGCCAUCAUGAGCCGCAUCGAUUACCACUAUGGCUCGUACACAUACACUGAUGUCUCUGCCUCCUUCUUCCCUGAGGCCCAGGAGCUCUUCAAGGACCAGGAUGGAAAGAUGGUCUUCCGCACCUUUGACAUGGAAGAGGACGCUGUUGAGCAGGGCUUCCAUGAGCGCAGCUAUGAUCUUAUUGUCGCCUCAAAUGUUCUCCACGUCUCCAAGAACGUCGAGGAGACAUUGAAGAAUCUGCGCAAGCUUCUUAAGCCAGCUGGUCACCUCGCCCUCCUUGAGGUCACUGACCUCGACCACGUCCGCUCAUCAUUCUACGCUGGCUCUAAGCCUGGCUGGUGGGCCGCUGAGGAUGGCCGUGAGCCCCAGCCCUUGCUCCCCCAGAGCGGUUGGGAUGCUGCUCUGAAGAAGACUGGCUUUUCUGGUAUUGACACCGCGACUCCCGAGACCCACAUGUUCACUGUCCCAUACAGUGUCAUGUUGAGUCAGGCCGUUGACUCUCAGAUUCAACUCCUGCGCGAGCCCCUCAGCCCCGAGAAUACUGAUUCCAUCAAGCUGCCUAAGCUUCUCGUUAUUGCUGGUCAAACCGAGGCCACGGCUAAGCUGCAGGGUGAGAUCCUCGCACUUCUCGAGCCCUUCAGCUCGGAAGUUCAGAUUGUUUCUCGCAUUGAGGACCUGACGGAAAGUCACUUCGAGCCUAAGCAGCUUGUCCUUAACUUGAUGGAGCUUGACACCAACCUGUUCGGACCCCUCACUGCUGAGCGCUGGAGCGCCCUUCAGACUCUGACUGAGAACUCGCAAAAUAUCCUCUGGUUGACUCACGGUGUUGGUGCUGAGAACCCUUACGCUAACAUGAUUGUUGGUGUAUCCCGUGCUUUGGUUCACGAGAAGCCCGACCUGAAGAUCCAGGUCAUUGACUUUGCUGAUGGUGAGCCCAUUGACACAAAACUUGUUGCCAGUGAACUCGUGAAGCUGCACAUUGCUGCUGUCUGGAGAACCUGGUCUCAGCCCUAUGUCACCACCUGGGUCUUGGAACGCGAGACUCGCUUCGUCGGUGGAAAAGCCAGGAUCCCCCGUGUUGGACCCUGCAAGCCUCUGGAUGCUCGCUACAACGCAUCCCGCCGCAAGAUUUACGAGGAGGUUGACCUUAAGAACUCUGUUGUCGCCAUUACCUCCAAGCAGGGUGUCUGCGAUGUGAAGGAGGUGCGCAAGCCAUUCUGGGCCGUUGCCGAGCCUGAACUUAUUGAGGUUGAGGCUGUUCGUUCGACCUUGGCACCUCUGGCAAUUCCCUCGCUCGGAUCUCUCCACCUGAUGGUUGGUAAGAUUGCUGGCACUGAGCAGACCGUUCUUGCCCUGUCCGAGACUCUGCAAUCUAAGGUCUCGCUCCCCAAAGACCUGACCCUCUCCGUGGAUGUCUCACUUGACCAGGCUCAGGAAUUGCUCGUCUCUGUUGCCAGCUACCUGCUUGGUGACUACCUCCUCUCCCACUCGGCUAAGGGCAAGUCUCUCAUGGUCCACGAGCCUACCCCCGCUCUGGCCGCCGCUCUGAAAGAUCUGGCUACUGAGCGCAACAUUCCCCUCAGUCUGACCACAUCUUCCCCGUCCGAUGAGCUGCAGUACAUUCACCCCCGUGCCCACCGACGCACUAUCGUGGGUGCAUUCCCCGCCAAGCUGUCUGCUUAUGCCAACUUCCCCAGUGCUCACGACUCUUCCAAGUCGGGCGAGCACAUCGAGAAGUACCUCCCCUCUCAUAUCAAGCGGGUGUCUGCCAACUCCUUCCUGGGUGAGCUGGCUUACCUGCAGCCGCAAUCCCAGCCUGAGGCUGCCCUCGAGCUGCUCCAGAAGGGACAGGCUUUCUUCGAGGCUCACUCUGAUCUCGACACCACCGAGCGAGUGCAGCAGGUCAGCUUGGAUGAGGCUCCCGGCUUCGAGCGCGAUCUGGCCAACGCCACUCUUGAGGUGGUCAACUUCGAUCAAUCGGUCGCCUUCGGUGCCCUUUGCCCUCCUGAGGAUGAUGUUCAGUUCCGCUCUGACAAGACCUACUGGCUUGCUGGUCUCACCGGAGAGCUUGGUCUUUCCCUUACUCGCUGGAUGGUUGAGCGUGGUGCUCGCUACAUUGUUCUGACUUCUCGCAACCCCAAGGUCAGCGAGAAGUGGAUCGAUUCGGUGCAGUCCACUGGCGCCAUUGUUAAGUGUCUCCCUAUGGACAUCACCAACGCUGAGUCGGUCAUGAAGACUUACGCUCACAUCACCUCGGAGUUCCCUCCUAUUGCUGGUGUCUGCAACGGUGCUAUGGUGCUGAACGAUGGUGUUCUUGCCAACCAGUCCUUCGAGGACUUCAACGCUACCUUGACUCCCAAGGUCAAGGGUACCCAGUUCCUCGACUCCCUCUUCCAGAAGCCCGACCUUGACUUCUUCAUCAUCUUCUCUUCGCUCUCCUUCGUGACUGGAAACAUUGGUCAGUCCAGCUACGCCGCUGCCAAUUCCUUCAUGGUCAGCGUCGCCGAGGGUCGUCGCAAGAAGGGUCUUGCCGGCUCCGUCAUGAACUUGGCCGGUAUCUUCGGUAUUGGAUACAUCACCCGCCGCGAUGUCAAGCUCCUGGACCAUCUUGCCAAGAUGGGUUACGAGAACAUCUCCGAGUGGGACUACCUCCAGUUCUUCGCCGAGGCCGUGAAGUCUGGUAAGCCCGAGACCAGUGCCCAGUACCCGACCUGGGAGAUCCACUCCGCCAUCAAGCCUGUCGACUCCGACGCUAAGAACCCCCCUCCCUGGUUGGAGGUUCCCCGAUUCUCCUGGUACCGCCGUGUUCGCGCCAGCGCCUCCCAGGAAGGUGAGGGUGGUGCAGCCUCCGUCCGCGACCAGCUCAAGGAGCAGACUACCAUGGAAGGUGUCAACAAGGCUCUUAUGGAGGGUUUCGUGGCUGUCCUCUACAAGCUUCUGGGUAUGCGCCCUGAGGAUGGUGCCAUCUCUCCCAGCACCCCUCUGAUCGAGCUGGGUAUCGAUUCCCUGGUUGCUGUUGACAUGCGAGUCUGGUUCUCGCGCGAGCUGGAUCUCGACCUGCCAGUCUUGAAGUUGCUUGGUGGUGCUACUGUUGAGGAUAUGGUUGAGGAUGCUAUCUCAAGACUUUCUCCUGAGUUGAUCCCCAAUGUCCAGGAAGCUCAGACUUCUACCGAAGGUGCUGAGGGUGAGGCCAAGGAGGAGAAUGCCGCGGAUUCGGAAUCCCAGAGCAGUGGUGAAGUUGCUACUUCCACGGAGACCACACCUCCAGCAAGUGAGGCUGACUUUAACGAUUCUAAGAACCAAUAG
Molecule: messenger RNA, 7620 nt
Organism: Penicillium pulvis
Lineage: Eukaryota; Fungi; Ascomycota; Eurotiomycetes; Eurotiales; Aspergillaceae
Product: type I polyketide synthase
Exons: 4
Coding region: 1-7620 (2539 amino acids)
Biological process (GO): secondary metabolite biosynthetic process; fatty acid biosynthetic process
Molecular function (GO): phosphopantetheine binding; fatty acid synthase activity
Source: RefSeq, a predicted model, not a curated record